AUGGAGGAUCAAGGAAUCUUGGGUUUGGGGGUAAAACCCAGAACACAAUCAGCAGCUCGGAUCAGAGGAAGAAGAUGGUUGAAGGGUAGAGAGAUAUGGCUUGUUGCUCUUGGAAUAGUACUUCAUGCUGUCUACAUGCUCAGCAUUUUCGACAUUUACUUCAAAUCCCCUAUUGUUCAUGGCAUGGACCCUGUUUCCCCUCGAUUUACUCCCCCCGCCAAGCGCCUUGUGCUUCUUGUAGCUGAUGGGUUACGGGCUGAUAAGUUCUUUGAGCCAGAUUCUGAUGGGAACUACAGAGCACCGUUUUUGAGAAGUGUGAUCAAAGGACAAGGGCGUUGGGGUGUGUCUCAUGCUCGCCCUCCAACGGAAUCCAGGCCUGGACAUGUUGCGAUUAUAGCUGGUUUCUAUGAGGAUCCUAGUGCUGUCACAAAAGGAUGGAAGGCAAAUCCUGUGGAAUUUGAUUCAGUUUUUAACAAGAGUCGGCAUACAUUUUCCUAUGGUAGCCCAGAUAUUGUUCCGAUAUUUUGUGGAGCUUUGCCUCAUAGUUCGUGGAAUACCUAUCCUCAUGAGUAUGAAGAUUUUGCUACCGAUGCAUCUUUCUUGGAUGAGUGGUCAUUUGAUCAGUUCAAGAGCAUUGUGAAUAGAUCCAGAGAGGAACCUGAACUAAAACAGCUAAUUCAACAAGAUCAGAUUGUUAUAUUUUUGCACCUUCUUGGUUGUGAUUCAAAUGGUCAUGCACAUCGUCCGUAUUCUUCUAUAUAUCUCAACAAUGUUAAGGUUGUUGAUCGUAUUGCUGAAGGCGUCUAUAAUCUUCUUGAAGAUUACUUUAAGGACAAUCAAACAGCAUAUAUAUUUACGGCUGAUCAUGGAAUGAGUGACAAAGGAAGUCAUGGAGAUGGGCACUGGUCAAACACAGAUACUCCGCUUGUUGCUUGGGGAGCAGGUGUUAAGCAUCCAAGGCCAGCAUCCAAUAAUCAUCAAGAUCAUGGUGAACGAUUUGUUGAUGAACAUGAUAUGCAUGAUACACCUACACCAACUGAUUGGGGUCUCAGUAACAUAGAAAGAGUGGAUGUCAAUCAAGCUGAUAUUGCACCAUUGAUGUCAACUCUUCUUGGUUUGCCAUGCCCCGUUAACUCAGUUGGUAGUCUACCCCUCGACUACAUUGAUUUAGAUAAGGGGAAUGAAGUGGAAGCUGUGCUAGCGAAUACAAAACAAAUUCUGAGUCAAUUUCUUCGUAAAUCACAACUAAAGCAGUCAAAUUCAUUUAGAUUCAAGCCUUUUGAACCUCUAGCCCAUUAUACUUCAAUUUUGGAUCACAUUGAGUCUCUCAUAUCUAGUGGAGACUAUGAACAUGCAAUGGAACUGUCCAAGAAUCUUAGAAGCUUGGCGCUGGAGGGGCUCCACUAUUUUCAAACUUAUGAUUGGUUCAUGCUGAUGACUGUUAUAAUCCUCGGCUACAUUGGGUGGAUGCUCUGUCUUAUUAUUCAUGUGUUGCAAUCUUAUACAUCUUUGCCUGGAAAAAUCCUUAGAAAGGUGGAAGAAGUUUUCACUAGAGAUCGUCCAUCAAAGGUGUACCUAUGUGGAAGUCUCAUCAUGGCAUCAAUUUUUGUCGUGUUGUAUUUGGAGCACUCACCUCCACUCUAUCAUGCUUAUUCUGCAAUGACUGUAUUUCUUUGGACCAAUAUAUUUAGUGAAUAUCGGUUUCUAAGAGCCUUGUGGAGAUUCCUACGAGCAAAAGAAUCUUUCCAUUUCAUCGAACUCUCUGCAACCUGUGUUGUCUCCGUCAUUGUUCUUGAAUUCCUAGUGAGAAGCUUCACGCAGAGAAUCAUCUACACCUGGUGUUUCUUAAUUGUUGGGGUCAUCACUCCAUUUUAUCUUUUUAAGUCAAUUCCAUGGAAAUCUGGAAUACCAAUUUUUUUGUGGCUAUCAUGUUGGUUUUUGUCCGUUUUUACCUUGAUGCCUGCCGAGAUUCCUGACAACACGGUACUAGUAACUAUCAGUGGAGUUAUAAUUGUUGUGAUAGGAGGAGUCAGCAGGUAUCUAGAUCUGCAUACCAAAGAUAACAAGUAUUGGCUUUAUCUCAUCAACCAUGACUCACAACCCAGCUUUCCCAUGCUCUUCCACUUACAGGCCCUUUUGGUUGGCUUAUCAUCCGUGUUGGUGUACCUCUCAACAUCUCAUAGAACAGAAAAACGUGAACUGCUUGCAUUACAUCAAACAAUGAAUUGGUCCAUUGCUGGUUUAUCAAUGGUUCUCCCACUGUUUUCAGCGACUGACCUACUUUCUCGGCUUACUUCCAUAUUCCUUGGUUUUGCACCCCCUUUCCUGCUUUUGUCUAUCGGAUAUGAAGCUGUAUUCUAUGGGGCUCUCGGUCUUGCACUUUUUGGAUGGAUCCUGUUUGAAAAUGCACUUCUCUACGUCAAAAAACCAAAAAAGUCCCUUAGUUCCUUUGAAACGGAGAAUGGUAACAUCAUUCUCGAGGAAGGUGAUAGAUGCCUAAAAUUGUUCGAUAUGAGAAUCCCGAUAGUUUUUAUGGUAUUCUUUAAUAUUGCAUUUUUCGGAACGGGUAAUUUUGCAAGUAUUGCAAGUUUUGAGAUUUCAUCGGUUUAUCGGUUCAUCACAAUAUUCAGUCCAUUUCUUAUGGCGGCGCUGCUUAUUUUCAAAUUGUUCAUCCCAUUCAUGCUCGUCAUAUGCGCGUUUAGUGCAAUAACGAAAUUGGUCCGAGUUCCACGGUUGGGAUGUUACUUUCUUGUUAUACUAUGCUCAGAUGUCAUGACGAUUCACUUCUUUUUCCUGGUGAAGAAUACGGGAAGCUGGAUGGAAAUCGGGAACAGCAUUAGCCAUUUCGGAAUUGUGAGUGCCCAAGUCGUAUUUGUUCUCUUGCUUUUUGCCCUCACAAACGUUUACACGAAAGACAUUCAAACUCAUUCAGCAAAGCGGGUUUCUCGAAAAACAAUGUAGACAGUUAAUUUGGUCGAUCUUGUCAUUGUGUUAUUUCUUGGGACCUCUGUUUUCCCCUUCUUUA
Messenger RNA from Cynara cardunculus var. scolymus (artichoke), 3025 nucleotides. Its product is annotated as GPI ethanolamine phosphate transferase 1. The transcript is spliced from 18 exons. Gene Ontology annotation, molecular function: mannose-ethanolamine phosphotransferase activity. Gene Ontology annotation, biological process: GPI anchor biosynthetic process. Bases 1 to 2961 code for a protein of 986 amino acids. Lineage: Eukaryota; Viridiplantae; Streptophyta; Magnoliopsida; Asterales; Asteraceae. Gene Ontology annotation, cellular component: endoplasmic reticulum membrane. The record is from RefSeq and is a predicted model, not a curated record.